Messenger RNA from Adineta ricciae, 1059 nucleotides. NCBI's taxonomy places the organism in Eukaryota, Metazoa, Rotifera, Eurotatoria, Adinetida, Adinetidae. The record is from the annotation of a GenBank genome assembly.
AUGUCUUACCAAAAAGUACAGAAUUUCAAAUGUCGUUGUCCGCUUAUCCGUCCAGAUGUUUAUGGUUUGACUCAAUCUCAUCAGAUUCCGAAUACUCCAUGUGAUCGUUCAUCAAACGAUGUAUUCCUCAAUCAACAUCUUCAGUGGUACCAUAAUUUUGAUAGUGUAUCCGCACGCAAACUAGUUCGUGCAAUUUGUAAUAAUACCAGUCCAAACGAACAUUUAUUUUCAUCACAUGAAACUGUUCUUAAACAGAAUGUUUCAGUGGAGAAUUACAAAUGUAAAUGUCCAUUAACACAAGACGGUGUAUUUGGUUUAUCGGAUGACCAUGAUGUAACGAAUGUACCAUGUGGACGAGCUGACAAAGAAGUGCUCUGUUUUCAACACUUACAGUUUCAUCACAAUUUAUCAUCACGUGCAGCAAAGAAAAUCGUUCUAGCUCUAGUUUCAUACACGCCAAAAGUCACGCAACUUUUUCAUAACACUGAUCUUAUCACACAAUCAAAAUGUGCAGUGAGAAAACUGAAGAGUAAAUGUCCACUUCUCUCCCGACACAUAUAUGGUUUACAUGAACAUCAUCAUGUACCAAAUAUUCCGUGUGAUCGAGCCGAUCAAGAUAUAUUUUUAUUUCAUCAUUUAACCUAUUUUCAUAAAAUGAACGCCAAAGCUGCAACCAAAUUAAUUCGAGCAUUGCUAAUGAAUAAAGACCCGUUGGAACCAGUAUUUCAUUCCAGUGAAAUUAUCAUUGCCUCGGAUCAACCCCGCGGUCAUCAAUCACAAGAACAUCAUCGAACCCAAGUCAAACAGAAAUCCAAUAAUAAAAACUACUACGAGAAUCUUAUGGAUUUCUCUACACAUUACCAAACACUUCUUAAUGCAAUUCAUACAUCCAGUUUUGUACCAUCAACAGCUAAAAACUCAAGUGAUAAAUUCGAUAAGAGUAUGAUGCCAUUAGAUUGCAGCAAAUGGAAGCAACACUCAUGUCAAAUAACUUAUCCGUACACAACAGCAGAAAUGGCACUUGCGCAUGAUAUUGAAAUCAACUCCUUUCUUACAUAA